This is a messenger RNA of Lates calcarifer (barramundi perch), 1111 nucleotides long. RefSeq names its product membrane-spanning 4-domains subfamily A member 12. The record is from RefSeq and is a predicted model, not a curated record. The transcript has 8 exons. NCBI's taxonomy places the organism in Eukaryota, Metazoa, Chordata, Actinopteri, Centropomidae. Bases 175 to 843 code for a protein of 222 amino acids. Gene Ontology annotation, cellular component: membrane.
GGAGUGUGGGUUUGGAGGACAGUAAACCGCCCCCUCUACAGUCAGCCAUAUAAAACUGAAACUAACGGAAAAGGCAUCACUGGAUCUCUGUGGAAUAUCCAACUUGAUACUACCCUCACCGAGGUACAUUAAGGAGCAACAACACUUUUCUUGUAAAACAGGGAGGCCUGAAACAUGUCUUCAUCUGUAUCUACUACAACGGGAGGUGUGGUGGUGGUCACCCAUGUGCACCCAACACCCCAGGAUGGUGAACCCCAGCGUCCUGUGGGCAUCCAGAAGUUCAGCAGGGCCUCGCCGAUGGCGUUUGGGACAGUUCAGAUCAUGAUCGGCCUGAUGACUCUGCUGUUGGGGAUCGUUAUGGCGAUUAAUGCAAACACACUGGGAGUUUUCAGCGGCUUUUUCGUCUGGGGAGCUUUGAUUUACAUCGCAGCUGGAUCUCUGACAGUGGCUGCUGGGAAAUCUCUGAACCGCUGUCGGGUGAUCGCUGCUAUGGUUCUCAAUAUCAUAGCAGCAGUUGCUGGCUGUGUUGCGGUCAUCAUCUACUUCAUGGAUACUGCAUGGAUUUUCGGAUAUAGGAGUUGGACCCCGGGGGUUUCGGGGGUCAUUGCUGUUUUCAAUUUGUUGGCGCUCAUUGUUUCAAUCACCGUCGCAGUAUUUUGCUGCAAUGCCACUUGCAACUGUGGUGAACAGGCACCAUUGCACAUUUUUAUAACUGCAGAAGCUCCAGUGACUGCACAGGCUUCAUCCAGUGUGCCUCUCCACACAGGCAAUAAGCAACACCCAGAGGAACCAAGAGACCCCGCUCUGCCUCAGCCUCCACCCUACACCACUGCUGUCAACUGAAGAGUCUGUCCAAACUGACUAUCCUGUAUCAAAAUGCUCUUUUAAUGUUGACUGAAACCUAAUAUAAGAUGAGAAUCUAAAAAAAAAUCUGUCAUCUGUGUCACUCCUAACCUGAAAUUUGUAAGUGCAGUGAUGUUUCUUGUUUUAUCCAGGGAAGGUAGAGAUUUCUGUUUGUGUAAAACCUUGCUUUACAUAAGAGGGUGAUUCAGUAAUUCAGCAUUGCACAACCAUAAAGUUCACGUUCACAUUAAAAUGGAUUUUCCCUUAA